CAGUUUCUUGAACUCAACAAGAAGUAAUCUAAAAUGUUCGCUAAGGUCACUAUCCUUCUUGCAGCCGUCGCUGCUGCUCAGGCAUCCGUCUUGUACGGAGGACACGCCGCUUUGGUCAACACCGGUGUUAGCACCAGUGCACGAUCUCAAGAUGCUUUCGGCAACUACGCUUUCAACUACGGAAUUCAGGACGGGCUUGGUGCCACCAACUCCCGAUCUGAAGUAGGCGAUGCUCAUGGAAACAAAAAGGGAUCCUACACCCUCGCUGAUAUCGACGGACGAGCCCGACGAGUCGACUACGUUGCUGACGGACACGGAUUCCGAGCCGUUGUUAAGACCAACGAACCCGGAACCGCCACCAGCGCCCCAGCAGCAGCUCUCAUCGCUAGCCCCUACGCUGGACCCGUUGCCCCAGUCGUCAACCACGUAGCCCCUGCUGCCCCCGUUGUUGGACAUGCUGCCAGCUAUGCUGCUCCAUUGGCUGUUGCUGCUCCAGUGACUGUCGCCUCUCCAGCUAUCGCUGCCCCAGUUGCUUAUGGUGGAGUGAUCAGACAUGGAGCCGCCCUUGCUACACCCAUUGCUUACGGUGGAGUGCUCGGACAUGGUCUUGGCCUCGAAUACAGUUUGGGAUAUGGUUAUAAGGAAGGUAAGUUACUUCCAACGAAGGUCGCUAUCCUUCUCGUAGCCGUCGCUGCUGCCCAGGCUUCCGUUUUGUACGGAGGACACGCCGCUUUGGUCAACACCGGUGUUAGCACCAGUGCACGAUCUCAAGAUGCAUUCGGCAACUACGCUUUCAACUAUGGAAUCCAGGACGGACUCGGUGCCACCAACUCCCGAUCCGAAGUAGGCGAUGCCCACGGAAACAAAAAGGGAUCUUACACCCUCGCCGAUAUUGACGGAAGGGCCCGACGAGUCGACUACGUUGCUGACGGACAUGGAUUCAGAGCUGUUGUUAAGACCAAUGAACCCGGAACCGCCGCCAGCGCCCCAGCAGCUGCUCUCGUCGCCAGCCCUUACGCCGGACCCGUUGCCCCAGUAGUCAAUCAUGUAGCCCCUGCUGCCGCCGUUGUUGGACACGCUGCAACCUAUGCUGCUCCAUUUUCUGUUUCCGCCCCAGUUGCCUAUGGUGGAGUCAUCGCACACGGAGCCGCCCUUGCUGCCCCAGUAGCUUACGGUGGAGUGCUCGGACAUGGUCUUGGUGCUCCUCUUGGACUCGGAUACGGUUUGGGAUAUGGCAAAGCUCUCAUCCACUAAAAAUUAUUUUCAGAAUUCGAACAAACACCAAAAGACUAUGGAGAAAAAGAAAUUAAAUCGUAGAAAUGUAUUUAUUGUUGA
Molecule: messenger RNA, 1335 nt
Organism: Argiope bruennichi
Lineage: Eukaryota; Metazoa; Arthropoda; Arachnida; Araneae; Araneidae
Exons: 6
Coding region: 34-1254 (406 amino acids)
Cellular component (GO): chitin-based extracellular matrix
Molecular function (GO): structural constituent of chitin-based larval cuticle
Source: RefSeq, a predicted model, not a curated record